AGAAAAAAAAAGAAUUGUUAAAUCACUCAAUGAAGCAGUCACUACUCAGAUAUGCCCUUUGGAUCACCUGUAUAUCAAUCUUAUACAGUGUUACCAGAGCUGAUAGCUCCAAUGAAAAGAGCAAUGAGGGCCAGAUACGACAGUUCGAGCAAGAACUUCGAGCACUCCACCAGGCAGGAGAAAAAUCGCGAUCCCUAAGACAACAAGAUGGUACUGCUAGAGCACUGGGGGUUCGAUUUGAUAAGCGAAGCCCAUUGGUGAGAAUGGGUUUGGCCGCUGAGCCUAGCGUUUUGACUCAAGACCUUCCCAAUCCCAAAAGUCGACGUUCAAAAAUUGUUCAUCAUCCUCGAGAUCUAGCCGAUGAAGACGCACUACCGCUCGUUCGCUCUUUCCAUAUGGGCUUGGCCGCAAAUCCACUUGUUAUCACUCAGGAUUUACCAUCUACACCGGCUCAAAGACGUCGAUCACUCGGAGAAUUGGUACCUCCCUCGACUGAUGCCGCCAUUCUCAGUACCGACGCUUUAGCCCCAAGCGUAGAUUCAGUGCAAUCACCUCCUUUAAACUUGAACACCGUGGGACUUGGUAAAUCUGUCAGCCUUCCACUCUAUCGUAGGGAAAUAUCAGAGGAAGAUAAGGAGUUGCAUCCGGAAAUCCACUUCCAAAAACACCUCAACCAUGCUCUCAAAAGACAUGCCCAUUUUCUACAUAAAUCCGUUGACGAAGACGUCUUGGAGAGCAAUCUGCGUAAACGGGCCGAGAGCGUGGGAUGGAAAUACGAAAGAACGUCAUUUUCCCGACGAAGUCUGGUUGCUCGACAGUCACAAUUUGAAUCACCAGGCUUCCCAGCUAUUGCGUUUGCUGCCGCCAAGACCGGAGCAGUCACCAAAGCUAACCCAGUUACUGCUGCCAACUCGCUUGGGCUUCAUAUCGAAGCAAACGAUGUUGGUUAUUUUGUCGAAAUGCAAGUCGGCACACCCCCGGCAACAUUCCGGCUCGUAGCGGACACCGGUUCUGCUGACUUGUGGCUUCAUCUGGAGGACUGCCGUAAUCUCAGAGACCCUUCGCGUGGGUGCAACCAUCCAACCCUGAACUCCGAAUCCUCUACCUUUAAACGUACAGAGAACCCCUUCAAAAUCACCUAUGGCACGGGAAAAGUCGUUGGCGUUUUGGUUGAAGAAACCAUUAACAUGGGAGGCCUAGUUCUCAAUAACCACGCCUUUGGUGGAGUAACCCGCGCUAGUGACGAAUUUACCGGGAAGAAAGUUCCUUUUGAUGGUCUGUUGGGGACCGCCAAGAGUGUCUUAUCUAACCAAAAGGUAUUGACGCCAAUUGAAGCAAUGGCGAAAGCUGGAACUCUCUCUGGAGCUUUCGUUGGGUACGCAUUGGGGCGAGUCUCAGAUGGGGAAAAUAUUGGGCAAUUAACUUUGGGAGGGAUUGACCAAACCAAGUUCAGUGGAAAUUUGACGAUUUUUCCUAACGUGAACAAAAAAGGUUUCUGGGAAGGCGCAAUGGAAGUUCAAGUCGGAGGGAAAACGAUCCUGACCGAACGGACUGGGAUAUUAGAUACCGGUACUACUUUGAUGGUCUUACCCGCAGAAGACGCGGCUAUAGUCCAUAGCAACAUUCCUGGAGCGGUCGCUGAUAAUAAGGGCGGAUUUCGAAUACCAUGUACCAACACGGUCAAAGUUGGCCUCAGUUUCGGUGGAGUCGUAUUUGACAUUAAUCCUGUGGACUUGACCUUCCAGCCAGUCGGUAGAAACCUAAAAGGACAGUGUAUCAGUGGUAUCAGUGUAGGAACAGUUGGUGGCCCUACACAAUGGUUGAUUGGUGAUGUUUUCUUGAAGAAUGUGUACUUCGCAACCGAUUUAACCAACGAUCAAAUGGGUUUAGCAGUUAUAAACCCAGUACAAGCCAAAAAUGAAUUCAAUCAAAAGGUCGAAAAAAACACACCCAGGCUCUGAAUUUUGAAAGUUUUCGUCUAGUUUCAGAUGCAUAAUUCAUUAGUCCUAGUUUUUUUUCUUUCUCUUGUCCGGUGACUUGACCAAUCAAAUCUUCUGUCCUAAGGCAAUUCAUGCAAUGCCAAUAAUCUAGUUCCUGUGGAACUUUUAAUUUUCAUACCAUGGCAUCAUCUAGAAUACAUCUUCCAUCAUAUCAUUUCUCCAGCAGGUUAAAUUUUCAAACUUACUGACCAAAAUUCUUUCUGUUCAAAGUAUAAAAACUAAAAAUUAUACAAAAUAUCAGACAUUUGCGAUCUCUCAUAUAGGAGAUGGUUAACCCUUGUAAAUAAAAUAAACAGAGCUAUUGAAAUAGUGAUUGACUUAAGCAAGAAAUGAAAUUUAAACU
Molecule: messenger RNA, 2343 nt
Organism: Puccinia graminis f. sp. tritici CRL 75-36-700-3
Lineage: Eukaryota; Fungi; Basidiomycota; Pucciniomycetes; Pucciniales; Pucciniaceae
Exons: 6
Coding region: 30-1961 (643 amino acids)
Biological process (GO): proteolysis
Molecular function (GO): aspartic-type endopeptidase activity
Source: RefSeq, a predicted model, not a curated record